CGCACUCGGAGAGCAUAAACGAGCAGGUACAGAGAAUAUCCAGGUAGUGACUCCAGUUCUACCUCUGGUCUGGUUAGUAUGUAUCAUGGACGAAGUACUGGUAAAGCGCCCUCCACUCCCACGCAGAUUUACCAGCAACCUCCAAGGCUUCUCAUUGUGCAUAUUGCUCUACCAUCCUGGGCUGGUGUCUGCUCCAACCUCUGUGAGGCUCUGCAGAACUUUUUCUCUCUAGCCUGCAGCUUGAUGGGCCCCAGCCGCAUGUCCCUCUUCAGCUUAUACAUGGUACAAAAUCAGCACGAAUGUAUCCUUCCCUUUGUGCAAGUGAAAGGGAACUUUGCUAGGCUGCAAACUUGCAUCUCAGAACUCCGCACGUUGCAGCAAGAAGGCUGUUUCAAAGCACACAGCACUUCUCUGCAGCUGGCAGUAGAGGAUGGGCUCCAGCAGUUCAAACAGUACACCAGACAUGUGACCACAGGUGCAGCUCUGAGCUACACUUCCCUGGAGAUUACUGUUCUGACUUCCCAGCCUGGAAAAGAAGUGGUCAAACAACUGGAGGAAGGAUUGAAAGAUACAGACCUUGUACGGGUCAGGAGACUUCAGGUGGUUGAGAUCACAAAGGGAGUCCUAGAGUGUCUGGACUCAGUAUCCCCUGUUGAAGAGUCUAGCAGCGAUGAGAGUUCUAUCCUGGGAACUGACAUUGACCUUCAGACCAUAGACAAUGAUGUUGUCAGCAUGGAGAUUUUCUUCAAAACCUGGCUACAUAACAGUGGAACAGACCAAGAACAUAUCCAUCUUAUUCUUCCUUCACGGUGUUUCAGCAACAUUUCCAGAGCCAGAGAUGAUUCAAUAUGCCUGAAAUGUGAUCUCCAAGAGCGACUUCUCAGCCCAUCCCUGCUCCCUGGCACAGCUGAUGGCUCCUUGAAAAUGGAUGACCCCAAAGGAGACUUCUGCACACUUUACCAGAUGGCUUCCCAGUCAUCAGCCUCUCGUUACAAGCUCCGGGUGAUCAAGGCUCUAAAUUCCAGUGGGAUCUGUGAGUCAUUGACCUAUGGACUGCCCUUCAUCCUCAGACCCACAAGCUGUUGGCAGCUGGACUGGGAUGAGCUGGAGACAAAUCAGCAGCGUUUCCAUGCUUUGUGUCACAGCCUGCUGAAAAGAGAAUGGCUGCUGUUGGCCAAAGCAGAGCCCCUGAGUGGAGGACACAGCCUGAGGGCACCCCCCAGCACUUUCUAUGUCAUUGUGCCAUCACGCUCCCCCACUCUGCUGGUGAAGGCGGUGGCCACUCGGGAACUGUUGCUGCCCAGCCCCUUCCCCCUGCUGCCUGAGGACCCACCUGAUGUCAGCCUUCAGACUGUGGAGAGGGUGCUGGACAGCCUGGAGCUAGAGCCCACCUACAACCCUCUGCAGGCUUGGAGCCACCUGUACUCACACUUGAGAAGCACCCUGACCAAGUCUCAGGGGAGGCUCCAGCCACGCUGGGAAAGCCGGGCCUUGAGAAAGGCUGGGCAGUUGCAGACAAACCGCGUUCGAGCCACAGUGGCCCCCCUGCCUAUGACUCCAACCUCUGGCAGAGCCCCCAAGCUGCCAGCAGCCAGCAAGCCUUCCUCAGAAGCCUUCUUCUGGCCUGCCAGGGAGAGAGAAGUGGAGGAGCAGGAAGAGGAGGAGUAACCCUCUGAGUCCUAAGUCACCAGUGCCAGGGCCUGGCUGCCCUGCUCCACCACAUCCACACUAAGGCGCAUGCAGUGCAUGGCGUUCUGUGGUCAGACUUGCCUUCUCUCCACCUGAGCCUCUGUGAGCUCCAGGUGACUGGGAAACAGAGCCUUCCCCGCCUCUGUCUUCAGUGCUGCUGCCGCCCCACUGCUCAGGCCCAGAACAGACACACCUGAACUUUUUCCUUCUCCCAGCAGGAACUCAUUUUCUUUUGGAUCAUUCGAUACUGUUAACACAGAUGAAGAUUAAAUACCCAGUAAGUCUCCACCAUUGUUAGGAGCAUUCCCAGCCCAAAUUUCUCCUUUUGUUCCCCAUAAACAGAAGAUGAGGUCAGGUCACCUUCGGGAAACUGGACAUCAGGAGACAAGGACAAGGAUUUUAGAGCUCAUGAAAAGAAGUAGGAUUGAAAUCGAAGCCUCAUUCCAAAGCCUGCAUUCUUCCCGCUACACCCACCACAUUGCCGUUCCCCUCAGCCCUCAGACAGAAAAGUGGUUGGUGCUGAUACCUACAGACAAAGUGUGUGUGUGUGUGUGUGUGUGUGUGUACAAGUGGUGUCAUAUAACUGAGAACAGAAAAGGAAAACGGUGUAGAAAAGACCUGUUCCCUUCCAGUUUCUCUCUUGCUAGGACUGUCCACUUUUCUUUUC
This is a messenger RNA of Hyaena hyaena (striped hyena), 2356 nucleotides long. It is a transcript of the gene M1AP, whose product is annotated as meiosis 1 associated protein. Lineage: Eukaryota; Metazoa; Chordata; Mammalia; Carnivora; Hyaenidae. Gene Ontology annotation, biological process: male meiosis chromosome separation; meiosis I; spermatogenesis. The record is from RefSeq and is a predicted model, not a curated record. The transcript has 10 exons. The coding region runs from base 79 to 1668 and encodes 529 amino acids.